UCACUUUGGAAUAUGAAUAAAUAAAUCAGGAGUAUUUUGUGUGUAUUUCAUCUGAGAACUUCACGCCGCACUGGAUGAGAGCUUAAUUGAUUAAGCAAUAACCUCAAAUUUACAAAUUAUCCCCACUCAGAGUGACAAAGAGUAGUUUUUGGUAAACAAUGGCGCUGUCCGGAGGUGUUCUCGCUUUUCUCUCUAUUUUCACGGUUUUUCCGGUGAAUCUUGCUCUCUCCCAGAAUGAAAGUGCUUCACAGACAGACUUCCUGCCUAUUGUGAUGUGGCACGGGAUGGGAGAUUCUUGCUGCUUCCCAUUCAGUCUGGGCAGCAUUAAGAAGUUGAUUGAGGCAGAAAUCCCCGGGAUUCGCGUGACCAGCCUUAAAAUAGGGAAAUCUCUGGUUGACGACUACGAAAGUGGCUUUUUUGUUCAUCCAAACAAACAGGUUGAGGAAGUGUGCAAAAGUCUGAGUAAUGAUCCCCAAUUUGCCGAUGGUUUUCAUGCCAUCGGCUUCUCUCAAGGAGGACAAUUCUUGAGAGCCCUAGCUCAAAGAUGCCCUUCGGCCAAGAUAAGGAACCUUAUCAGUCUCGGGGGUCAGCAUCAGGGAGUUUUUGGUCUGCCCAAUUGUCCAUCUCUGAGCUGGAAGACUUGUGAGUACUUCCGGAAGCUCCUCAACUACGCAGCCUAUGAAAAAUGGGUUCAGAAUCUCCUCGUGCAGGCAACUUACUGGCACGAUCCGCUCAAUGAGGAUGCCUAUCGAGCAGGAAGCAGUUUCCUCUCUGACAUCAACAAUGAGAGAGAGAUCAAUCGAGAUUAUAUAGACAAUCUUCAGAGGUUGAAGCGAUUCGUGAUGGUGAAAUUCCUGAAUGACACCAUUGUGCAGCCCGUGGAGUCUCAGUGGUUCGGUUUCUACGCUCCGGGAAGCGACAAGGAAAUCCUUCCUCUCAAGCAGAGUCGAAUUUAUCUGCAGGAUCGUCUGGGACUGCGAUCCAUGCCACUUGUGUUUGUCGAAUGCGAAGGAAAUCAUCUGCAAUUCACCCAGAAAUGGUUCAUUGACCACAUAAUUCCUUAUCUGAAGGAAAAAUAAAAAAAAUCGUUACCAUUUGAUAUCCAAAUAAAUCGAAUCAUAUGAAA
This is a messenger RNA of Phlebotomus argentipes, 1126 nucleotides long. It is a transcript of the gene Ppt1, whose product is annotated as palmitoyl-protein thioesterase 1. Gene Ontology annotation, biological process: protein depalmitoylation; receptor-mediated endocytosis. The coding region runs from base 159 to 1079 and encodes 306 amino acids. The transcript has 5 exons. Lineage: Eukaryota; Metazoa; Arthropoda; Insecta; Diptera; Psychodidae. The record is from RefSeq and is a predicted model, not a curated record. Gene Ontology annotation, cellular component: lysosome. Gene Ontology annotation, molecular function: palmitoyl-(protein) hydrolase activity.